Molecule: messenger RNA, 1525 nt
Organism: Erigeron canadensis
Lineage: Eukaryota; Viridiplantae; Streptophyta; Magnoliopsida; Asterales; Asteraceae
Product: glycosylinositol phosphorylceramide mannosyl transferase 1-like
Exons: 5
Coding region: 308-1291 (327 amino acids)
Cellular component (GO): membrane
Molecular function (GO): glycosyltransferase activity
Source: RefSeq, a predicted model, not a curated record
AUUUGAUUUCGAUCUCUCGAAUAUAUAAAAAACCCAGCCAAACAACAAUUAUUACCUCCCCAUAUAUAUUUCAAUGUGAACUAAACACCCAGCCAAACAAACAAAGACAGCCAAAUUAUUAGCUCCUCUUUCACCGGAAUCAUCACCUUUCCACCUUGUCCGUUACUACACUCUCUCUCUCUCUCUCACACACACAAUCUGUAUCUAUCUAUCUAUAUUAAAUAAAUAUAUAUAUAUACAGAAGGUGUGUGACUGAGGAGCUUGUAUCACACACACAGAGGUAACAGAGUAACAGUAACUGGGGGUAAUGGUGGCAAGGAUCAACGGAGUAAGCCGUAGGGCGGCACAACGGACGGCGAUCUCAGCCGUUGGAUCACUUAAGAUCAAGUUGUUAUUGUUCAUUUGUUUCAUUUUUACUGUGAUUUUAUUACUGUCCAGAACGCCGUCGUUUUUCGGAUGGGAUCAGCGUAACCUACCACCUCUUGAUCGCACUUCCAGAAAAGGCUAUACAUUGUUAAUUAACACGUGGAAAAGAUAUGAUCUUCUCAAACAAUCAAUAUCUCAUUAUACAUCAUGUCCUAGAUUGGACUCGAUUCACAUAGUAUGGAGUGAGCCUAAUCCACCUUCUGAACCUCUGUUGAAGUUUCUGAAUCAUGUUUUAAAGUCAAACCCUAAAUCUGGUCGGAAGAUUGAAUUGAAAUUUGACAUAAAUGAGGAAGACAGUCUCAACAAUAGAUUUAAAGAGAUCAAGAAUCCCAUUACUGAUGCUGUUUUCUCUAUUGAUGAUGAUAUUAUAUUUCCUUGCUCAUCAGUAGAGUUUGCCUUCAGUGUGUGGGAAAGUGCACCAGAUACAAUGGUGGGGUUUGUUCCUCGCAUCCAUUUGAUUGAUCAAUCAAAUGAAAACAAAGAUCGCUAUGUAUAUGGUGGAUGGUGGCCUGUUUGGUGGACGGGUACAUACAGUAUGAUUCUUUCAAAGGCAUCCUUUUUUCAUAGGAAGUAUUUACGUUUGUACACUGAUGAAAUGCCUGCAUCUCUUAAGGAAUAUGUGAAGAGGAACAGGAAUUGUGAAGAUAUUGCAAUGUCAUUUCUGGUUGCCAAUGUCACUGGUGCCCCUCCUAUAUGGGCAAAAGGCAAAAUAUACGAGAUUGGAUCAACUGGAAUUAGUAGCCUAGGAGGCCAUAGCAACAAAAGGACCGAGUGUAUUAAUAGGUUUGUAUCUGAGUUUGGCAGGAUGCCAUUGGUACCAACCAACGUGAAGGCUGUUGACAGUCGUGGUACUUGGUUCUGGUGACCCCUUCCCUUAUUUUACUUUUUUGAAGCUUACCACUCAUUCUGUUUGAUAUGAAGCUCUAGCUAGCCACAACCAUAUUUUACAUUUACCACUUCUCAAUGUUUGUAGAAGCCAUUAAUUGUUAAGUCAAACCACGUAUGCUAGUAUUGUUAUGGAUCCCGAUGGUUAGCUAGGUUGUUGUACUCAUAUGAUGUAAUAGUGUGUAAAUUUAGAUGAAAAAUUGAGUUUUAUUCA